AUGCGCUUCCAGGUUCUCGAGAAGCUCUCAGGAAAUCAGGAGCUCGAGCAGAGACUCCAGAACGCCCUUAGAUUGUACGACGAGCACAUGGGCCAACUCACCCCGGCUGCCAGGAGCUUUGUCGCAAAGCUAUUCCUCCGCGAUCCGAAGGACCAGAUGGAAAAGGAGAAAAUUCCUGACAGCAUCGGGAGUGACUACAAAAGCCUGUCUGACGAGGAUCGCAGCUCUAUCAGUCAACAUGCCAGUUUUAUCGAGAGAUUGGUGAAUGAUAAACACCUGCUGCGAGAGCUGACCGAUAGUUACGACCAAUUUUAU
This is a messenger RNA of Mesorhabditis spiculigera, 315 nucleotides long. The record is from the annotation of a GenBank genome assembly. Lineage: Eukaryota; Metazoa; Nematoda; Chromadorea; Rhabditida; Rhabditidae.